Ictidomys tridecemlineatus (thirteen-lined ground squirrel) is the source of this 2631-nucleotide messenger RNA. Lineage: Eukaryota; Metazoa; Chordata; Mammalia; Rodentia; Sciuridae. The record is from RefSeq and is a predicted model, not a curated record.
CCGUUAGCGCGCGGCCGUUAGCGGUCGCGCUCUGGCAACGGUCGGCGUCAUGACCUUUUUGGUGGGCUACAGUCCGCGUGACCCAGCCCCUGUUUGCACGUUCGCCUCCUUCGCGGGGUGCAGUCACCGCGCGGGGCGGCCGCCCGUGAGGUAGCUAUCACGGCUUGUGACAACGAAUAAAGCUCCCGGACAGCGGCGCCCUCAGCGAUAGCUGGGUGGGCAGCCCCGGCCGGGAGCAGCGGCCCGUGAGUUAUCGUGAGGAGCGAGCAGCGGAGCCCACCUCCGGCCCGACCCCGCAUCAGCCGCCAGGCAGGCGCGACAUGAGCCUGGUCUGGCACCCGCGGGAUGGUCCUUGAGCCUCUUCUCCGGCAGUUACCUCCGGGGACGGUUGUGGCCACACCGACACGUAUUUUCCAAAUAAAUCAGUGUUUAUCUUGCGACGGCGGCGGGGCCGAACACGUUAAUUUAUUUUUCAUUUUCUCAGCAAGCAUUUGCCCAGCAUUUUUACAGUGAAACAACUUGGUAAGCGUUUGGAGGGAGCAACCGCCGGGUUAGGAAAUCACGGACUGAGCAGCUUGUGGAAGCCCGCAUUGGCCACGCCCCUCCUCUAAUAUUUUGAAGAUUGUUGCGUCUUGUAACUACCGGUGUGCACAGAAUCCUACCCAAGGAACGUCGUGGUCCAGCGAUGCAAACAACUGAAGUUUCAAGGUUUAUUUCUAUUGCUAGAUGAUCGGGAUAACCCCAGCAACUGAGAACCACUCAGUCAUGUCAGCUACAGUGGGUCCCUUAUGGGAACAGCAAAUUUUAGCGCGUGCGCCCUUUUCUCUCCUCUUCCAGCCUGUCCAAGCGCUUUUGAUGAGUAAGAAGGCGACAAAUGUCAGCUUUUGCAACUGCAACUCAUGGGUUAGAAGAGGAGAUGGAGCAAGCACAAGGCGGGCAGGCUAGCCUUGGUCUUCUGAGCAGCUACUGCCUUAGAGUGGGAUUUACCCACCACCAAUGAAAACCUCGAAACUUUCUAAUCUGCUGACAUUGGUGGCUAGAGGAGUGGCAAGAUGUCAUCCACUUUAGGCUGGAAGAGCCUGUAUUGUCUUCAUAAUACUAUAGAAGAAUUCAAGAUAGGAGAGAGAGGCAGCAGCGAAUGAAGACUAUAAAAGAAAAGAAGAAGGAACGCCUAAGAUUGAGGAAAUCUGCCAGGACUAGGAAGGUAACCCAGAGGAAGCCAUCUUCAGGGCCUGUUUGCCGGCUAUGCUUUCGAGAACCUGGGGAUCCCGAAAAGUUAGGAGAAUUCCUUCAGAAAGACAAUCUCAGCGUGCAUUAUUUCUGUCUUAUUCUAUCUAGCAAGCUGCCUCAGAGGGGCCAAUCCAACAGAGGUUUCCAUGGAUUCCUGCCUGAAGACAUCAAAAAGGAGGCAGCCCGGGCUUCUAGGAAGAUCUGCUUUGUGUGCAAGAAAAAGGGAGCCGCUAUCAACUGCCAGAAGGAUCACUGCAUCCGAAACUUCCAUCUGCCUUGUGGCCAAGAAAGGGGUUGCCUUUCACAAUUUUUUGGAGAGUACAAAUCAUUUUGUGGAAAACAUCGGCCAACACAGAACAUCCAACAGGGGAAUGUGGGAGAGGAAAGCUGUGUCUUGUGUUGUGAAAACUUAUCCCAAGCCAUUGCUGAGAACAUCCAGAGCCCGUGUUGUAGUCAAGCUAUCUACCACCGCAAGUGCAUCCAGAAAUAUGCUCACACAUCAGCAAAACAUUUCUUCAAAUGUCCUCAGUGUAACAAUCGAGAAGAGUUUCCUCAAGAAAUGCUAAGAAUGGGAAUUCAUAUACCAGACAGAGAUGCUGCCUGGGAACUCGAGCCAGGGGCUUUCUCAGAGCUGUAUCAGCGCUAUCAGCAUUGUGAUGCCCCCAUCUGUCUGUACGAACAAGGCAGAGACAGCUUUCAGGACGAAGGGAAGUGGCGCCUCAUUCUGUGUGCUACGUGUGGAUCCCACGGAACCCAUAGGGACUGCUCCUCUCUUAGAUCCAACAGCAAGAAAUGGGAGUGUGAUGAGUGUUCACCUUCUGCUUCAGCCAUAGACUACAGACCUGAAAACUCAAAUGAUAUUCCCUGCUGCAGCAGCACCUUCCACCCUCAGGAGCAUUUCUGCAGAGACAACAGCCUGGAAGAGAAUCCAGGGCCUUCUUGGACUGAUUGGCCAGGACCUUCCUUAGUAGAAAUUCCAGAGUCCUCUGGUGGCAGGAAGAACCACUCCUGGCAGUCCAAGGGUGUCAGAAUCACUAAGAGGUGCAAAAAGUCCAAGUAAAAACUUCUGAGUAGUUGCUGCCAAGCACAAUUGGGUACGAAGCAGCACUCCUCCAUUGGAUUUGGGGGAGGGAGCACUUUGGGACUGUGAGCCAAGGAAAGGGGGCCAGCAGUGAGACUAGAGCCAAGGAAAGAAGUCCCAAGGGAGCAUAAGGAGCACUCGGAGUCCAGAUGCCAACAGUCAAGCGUAUUUGUGGCUAUGAGAAUGCCUCUGCUCUUUUUUCCCCAAUUCUCUUUCUUCUCUUCUUCCACCAAGAUUCUUCCACCUUUAUAUGGUUUUCGUAUGCCUCUUCUUAACUUCACUCAAGUUUGUUAUUAUGCAAAUAAAGGUUUUUCUCUCCA